This is a messenger RNA of Tachysurus fulvidraco (yellow catfish), 2043 nucleotides long. RefSeq names its product XK-related protein 8-like. The transcript has 3 exons. Gene Ontology annotation, cellular component: plasma membrane. Gene Ontology annotation, biological process: phosphatidylserine exposure on apoptotic cell surface; apoptotic process involved in development; engulfment of apoptotic cell. Lineage: Eukaryota; Metazoa; Chordata; Actinopteri; Siluriformes; Bagridae. The record is from RefSeq and is a predicted model, not a curated record. Bases 349 to 1578 code for a protein of 409 amino acids.
UUAUUAUUAUUAUUAUUAUUAUUAUUAUUAUUAUUAUUAUUAUAGUUUUUGGGCUAAAUGAUUUGUUAUCUGCUUUUUAAUCACCAGAGGUGAAGCCUUGGCUCAAAUUUCAAAAUCAUGUUCGCUUUGCUUGUAUCCGCAUGCCGCUGCAUUCCUAUCGGUCACUCUCAAGAACGACAAGCAGUUGUGGCUCUAAAGAAAGGGAGCGUGACACGUCACGUAAGGAGUGUUUGGUUAAGGUGUAAACAUUCUACAAGUCCAUUCGGUUUAGCAUUGCACACUAAAAGCAGGGUUUGCGUCCUUGUGGAAUUGUUCAUCUAAGAUCCUGAUGUGAUCCAAGCUCAUGCCAUGAAGACAGACAUUUCUUUUUGGUCCCGUGCCUCAGGCGUCGCCGCUUCUUCGCUGUCCUUGAUUCUUCUCGUUUGGAAUGUGGCAGCAAAUGUCUGGGCUGUCGUAUCCUUUCACCAAGAGCAGAAAUACUUCUCCAUGGGAUUGUUUUUAUUUUUAAUACUCAGUUCCUCGAUGCUGCUGCAGGCCUUCAGCUGGCUCUGGUACACGGAAUCCUCUGAAAAAAUGGACAGCGAUAAUGAAGUGAAGCUUAUCAAUGUGCUACAUGUCUUGCAGCUUGGAGUCUUCUACAGAUGUUUCCGUAUGUUGGAACUCUCAGUCAUAAGCUUUAAACAGAAGGACGCUUUCCCAUCCGGCGAUGCCGAGACUCUAAGUUACGAUCUCAGCACUCUCGGCCUGUUCAAAGCGUUCUCCGAAAGCGCUCCACAGAUCGUACUAAUGAUGACCAACAUCAUCCAGGUACAGGACCUUCAGCUCUUUACAGUCAUCAAAAUCAUCAGCUCUCUUUCCUCCCUCUCUUUCACCGUGUUGUCCUACCACCGCAGCAUGUGUACGUUCCUCGCUGACAAAUGUAAGAUGGGAUGGUCUUCUUCUGUCCUCUACUUCCUGUGGAACUUGUGCCUGAUUGGCCCGCGUGUAGUGAGCGUGUCGCUCUUCGCAUCAGAACUGCCCUGCUACAUCGCCGCUCACUUCCUGUCCCUGUGGACGUUGCUGGUCCUCUGGGCCUGGUGGCAGAAGACAGACUUCAUGGAGAGUAAAGCUGGAGAAUGGCUGUACCGAGCCACUGUAGGCAUCAUCUGGUACUUCAGCUGGUUUAAUGUUGUGAGUAGAAGCAACAGACACAAAGCAGUCAUCUAUCACGUGGUCAUGGGGAUGGACACCAUGCUGCUGUUAGGAUUAUGGUGGUGGAAGAGAUCUGUGGAAUCGGCUCGUCUUUGUCCACUACCUAUUAAUCCGUACCUGAUAAUCGCCUUGUUAGUGACCAUCUACGUUAUAGGAGUCCUACUGAAACUGGUUUAUUACUGGAAAUUUCAUCCUAAACAUGCAGAUUUUCACAUAAAUAAGAAAGAUAAGAUGUUACAGGAGCAGUGUUAUGAAACGGUGGACACAAGAGAAGAGAAGCCUGAUAACGAACCCGGAUUAAUCCUCACGACUGCACCGCUGAGUCAAAGAACCGCAACUGGCAUCCAGAAGAGGAUGAGAAACAUGGCUGAGAAUUUCUACUGCUAGAAACCCGACUGAGAAAUGACCUGAGGAACUCAAAGCACAUCACAACUAUCUGCUAAUGUACACAUGAUGUACUAUAGAUGUAGCUCCAGGGUCCUCUUUUCAAUCCUGGGCUUGGGGUCCACUCUGUGUGAAGCUUCACAUGUUCUCCAUCAGUGUUUCCUCAGUGUUUGCUGGUUGUAUCCCAUCCACCAGGAACUGGCUUGGAGUUUUACUUAGAUUGAAUCCAAGUUCCAGGAAGUGUGUGGAAGUGAAGUCAGACUGUCUCAACGACUGUCUCAGCAGGUCAUCACACACAUGACACCUUAAGAGUCUCAUGUCCUAAUUGUGAAACAUCACGCCGCUCAGCUCUGACCACAGAGCCACUUAGAGCUCAGAUGAUCUGCUUAUUUAUGUGGAACUCUAAUAAUAAUAAUAUUAAGAAUGAAUUUUUUUAUAACAGUUUAUAAUAUUUAUGUUUCUGUUUCU